AUGGUGUACGUCGACACGUGGGACGAGUUCGCGGAGAAGGCGGAGGUGCUCUUUCGAGCCGACCCCUCCAAGUUCCGCUAUGUGAGCAAGUACCGCCACUGCGAUGGCAAGCUGGUACUUAAGGCCACAGACGACCGCGUGUGCAUCAAGUUCCGCACGGACCAGGCGCAGGACGCCAAGAAGAUGGAGCGCCUCAACAACCUGCUCUUCACCCUCAUGGCCCGCGGGCCAGACGGCCCUGGUGGUAUGACACCUCAAAACCCGCUCUUCGCUCUCAUGGCACGUGGCCACGAGGCAUUUCUGCUUGUCGCGUUUCUCGUUGACUGUUUCCGUGGAGCCACACCAGCUGUCACGUCUUUCCGAUGA
Closterium sp. NIES-65 is the source of this 366-nucleotide messenger RNA. NCBI's taxonomy places the organism in Eukaryota, Viridiplantae, Streptophyta, Zygnematophyceae, Desmidiales, Closteriaceae. The record is from the annotation of a GenBank genome assembly.